AUGGCCAGCAAAAAGGCAAAUGCCAACUUUACCUUGGCGACCAGGCAAAGCAUUCCAACGAGAUUUCGAUGCAAAGUCGGCGGCGAAUGGAAGUCUCUCGAUGAGUUUUCUAAGAAUCAACAACGGCUCAUCCAGAUCGACUCGGCUGGCCGACAUCGCAUCGAUGCAGCCAACUCUGGAAUGACUUGCCGAGAGCACUCAUCUGGCCAACGUACAGAAAUGACAUGCGAAAUGUGUGGCCUCGUCAAGCCCUUGUCUGAGUUCAGCGGCUCCAGCAAGAGAAAUGCCAGUAUUAAUUGCAAGAGAUGCACUGCUUGGGUUGAAACCCAGGAGCCAGAGGUUGUGCCUGCGCCUCUUGAGACUGGCCACAUUUCUAUCGAAGAGGAGCGCGGAGAAGCGUGGCCAGCCAGGUUUAUCGACAGCUCCGAUUUCUUUUCCGACGAUGCCUAUCCUCAGGCUCCCGUUACUGGACCGUCAUCUCUUGGCCUGGAGGAUGGCGAAGUGGCUUCCAUUUUUGGUGCCUCUUCCGAGUACUCUGCUUCCGAGGUGUCGUCGAGCCGCGCUCUCCCUCCUCAUCUGAGAGGCUCAGUUGGCCAAGAGAGAUUUCCUCUGACACCUUCGACCGAUGGAUCGCAAGCGUCGAACAGACUCUCGUUUGUACAGCAUCUGCCUCCUCAUCUUCGACCUCUGAUGCAGCAAGGCCACCAACUAGAUGCCCCGUCCGACUACACGGGCAAUAGCGAAUUUGGUGAUCAUCCAAGCAGCAUUUCGACGGCUACGACGACGAGGGAGGCCAGAUUUGGAGCCAAACCACGCCGGGUGUCUUUCAAUGCCUGGGACCCAAGCGGAAUACAGCAUCGAGCCUUUAAAUCCGCUACCAACAGCUCAGCCACAGGAACCUCGCUCGCGGGUGAUGAAGAAAACGGCUCUCAAAACCCAACAGGCCAGGCCAAGGGCAAAUGGCCGACCAUUGCACGCAUGUCCCAGACAGAACUGCGCCAGAUCGGCACGAACCACCAUAUUGCGGCUCGAGAAGCUGGUCCUGUGAAUCACCGCCCGGUGCAGCACGACACGACCAGGUGCUGUGAGCCGGAUGAUGACGACGACGACGAUUUCUAA
Molecule: messenger RNA, 1119 nt
Organism: Trichoderma virens Gv29-8
Lineage: Eukaryota; Fungi; Ascomycota; Sordariomycetes; Hypocreales; Hypocreaceae
Exons: 6
Coding region: 1-1119 (372 amino acids)
Source: RefSeq, a predicted model, not a curated record